CACACGGCCAGCUGUGUAAAGUUUCGGUUUUCACGGAACAACAUCAUCCAAAGAAACGGUCACUACUUGUGUUUGGUUCACGUUCGUUUCUGCGGCUGCCACACUGCCACGCAGAUCGGCGUGUCUGUACGAGCUCGCAGGUGCCGAGCGUUAAGACUCCGGAUUGUGUUAUGCUGCACUUUAAUGUGGCGUAACUUAAAGCUUUUUCGUGUCGGCAUAUCCACCGGACUCACAUGUACUGUGAUGAUAUGCUGAAUGUUGAUUUUUUGUUUUUAUAUUUUAAUUUAUAAAUUUAUUUAGGUUGUUGCCUAACUUUCAUAGCCCGGCUCUUAUUCGUCACUCCUUCCCCAGUGACCUGGAUAAAAACUGUUAUUUGCUCAAAUUGUCGAUUUUUAAAAAUAAUACGUUAACGCUCUUCUUACCCUCCUGCCUCACUAACACAAAAAUCCUGAACAGGUGUGUUUGUGACUCCUUAGUGGCACUUUCAUUUUCAAGCAAAGCCAUAUGUGGAAACUAGUAAGGGGACACUGAAUGUAUUGAGAUACUAAAAGCUACUUUUUCAUGUUGUAAUUUUUCACACUCUGGCUUUCCGUUUCUUAGAAACAUGAUAUUCCGUUAGAUGUGUGCAGGACAGUCUGAGACAUGUCUAGGAGACUGACUUAUUUUGUUGUCUUGUUUCAUUUUGUUUUUAGACAAUAACCUGUAGGGAGCCGAGGCUGCGUUUUGUAAGCUGUGAUUUAUGAAAAAAAAGGCCAAAAUUGAACACUUGUUAAAUAAUAAUAAAAGGACCCCAUAUUUCAACUGUUAAUUGUAACUAUAUGAUAAUAUCACUGAUAUAUGCUAUACAUGUAUGCUUUGAGUCAGUGGACAGUUUUAGUCUGUUUCAGGUGUGAUUCGCUGUGAGGGCAGGCCAAAGUGGAUUCGUGACAGACGUAGGCUACAUGCUGCAGAGCUGCUGAAUGCUCAUUUCAUCAUCAGAAACUUUUACCUGCUGUAUUAAAGUAUUAUGCAUUGACAGUAGUUGUCAUUUACUGAAAUGGGAACAAAUGAAUAUAAAAAAACUAACGUUCUAUUACAAGUUAAAAAAAAGGCUAAUACUUUAUUUUUAAAAGAUUAGGAUUAAAUUAUAAUAUUUUAAGAUGAGGGAAAGCACUUGAUAUGAGGAAAUGACUAGUAGCCUCCAUCAACAUGAGGAAAUAUCUAGUAGCCUCCAUCAACAUGAGAAAACGCAAGUUAACUGAAGUAAUAAUACUAAAAGCAUACAAGUAGCUUUCAGCAAAUGAAAGUACAGACUGCACUUACAACCAUAGCCUUUAAAUGGAAAGUAAUUUGAAAAGUAUCGGAAAGGGAUCAUAAUAUGUUACUGAGACUGUGUAAUCAUCAGGUCAGUCAGGCUGCACUGCAACAGGUCAUGUAUUUGGUGGAGGAACACGAGUGUCAUUCACUGUAUAGAUUAAUCAUAAAUAUCAGCCAUAUCAGCAAUAUCAACUGUCUAUGAAUGCAGCAGUAAAAAACAAUUAGAAAAUAUAAGUCUGUGCAAGUUUAAAAUUUAAUUCUGAUAUCUUGUUUGUAGAUAUUUUGAGCACAGCUGGGGUAAAGAGGCCGAGGAAAAGAGUCAAAGUGUUCCUAGAGAUGUAGCAGUAGAUCGUAUCAUAUUGUACCAUCACUGGCAUGUUAGCUUGUGGCAAGUUUGUUAGCUUGGGAGUAACACAUAUACGUUUUUCCCCGAAAGGCAAAGGCACUUUAAUGUUAAGUGUUAAAUCAGUGUAGGCAAAGUUUGUAGUGUAUGGUCGGCCCGUUUGAGGGUUUUUUUGUGCAAAUGCUGGUAAAUAUAUUCUGUGCUUAUUUAUAGAUGUAACUCACAAUAGUGGAGGCGCUAUUGCUUUUCGUUCUCGUUUAGUACAAAAAUUAAAAACUAGCAGAGUCUAGGUCGUCUGAAGUUCAUUCUGCUGUUGAUGCUACAGAGCCAGAGAUUUAUUUCAAAACCCCAUCAUGAGUGGGCAGAAAGACAUACAGAUUAACCACAAAAUGAGAGGCCAACUAAACGUGUCUGUUCAGUGUAAAAAUAUGUUUUGUUUUGUAAACACAGAAGAUUUUUUUUUCUUGUGCUGGAGUCCAAAGUUUGCGAAGUAAUAUUAAAUAUUUGAAAGUUUAUUUAGUAGAUUAGUAGAAGCUCAAUCAAGAGUGUUAUGUGACUGCAUGAAUAAGCUUUAAAUGAACAAUGUGUAAGAAUUGGUGUGUAUAUCUGUGCACAGGAAUCUGUGUUCAUGGCAAAUGGCUGCAGCAUAAACCCAGUAGUGAUUUAUUGUCUAAGUAGGCUCCUAAGCUGGUGUCCAGCAGUUUGAAUAUGGCCCAUUUUAAAUGUUUAAAGUCCAGAUCAGCAAUUGCUGUAUCACUGCCAUAGCUGCCUCAAGACUGGCUCUGAAUUUACCCACAGCUCUUGACAGACAGACAUACUCAUUGUGCCUUUUGCUGGUUUCUGUCUUUUUGCUUUUUCUGGAAAGCGUGUGUUGUUGCGGUAUAAUGAACUAGGCUGGUACAUGCAGCAGUUUCUGAUCGGCACUCUAAAUUUAGUGUAAGAUGUGUGUGCACUCUGGAGUAAAGAGAUGAGAUACAGUAAUAGAUUCUGUCUGCUUAUUGUGUAGUAGAACUGCUAGCUCACAGGUGGAACCAGUAAUGAACCGACAGUUGAAUGCUGUGCUGUCCCACAGGCUCAGAGUCUCUCUCCCUCUGCCUAACAGGGUGUGUGUGUGUGUGUGUGUGUGUGUGUGUGUGUGUGUGUGUGUUUCCUCUUGCACAGGGAGUUGGAGAGUGAGUGGACACCAGUCUCAUUGCCAGCUGGCUGAAAGAUUUCUGGGACUUACUUGCUGGCGAACUGGAUCAAUGAUGGAAUUACAAACAUUACAGGAGGCCCUGAAAGUAGAAAUACAAGUUCAUCAGAAACUGGUUGCACAAAUGAAGCAGGACCCACAGAAUGCUGAUCUGAAGAAACAGCUGCAUGAACUUCAGGCCAAGAUCACUGCUCUGAGUGAGAAACAGAAAAAGGUAGUGGAGCAGCUGAGGAAGGAGCUGUUGGUAAAGCAAGAGCCGGAGAUCAAGCUGCAGACGGUGCAGACAACCAUGGACAGUAAAGCGGUGCUGCUCGCACCCUCCUGCCAGCCCCCACAGCAGUCCACAGGGCCUUCUCACAACCAGGCAGCUCCACAGAAGACACUAACCGUCACACCGGUCCUCACCACGAAGACUCUACCUCUAGUGCUGAAAGCUGCCAGUUCCACCAUGCCUGCUUCCAUGGCAACGCCACGCCCUACUGUUGCCAUGGUCACUGCCAUCAGCAAUCCCCCCAGGCCUGCCAUGAACCCCGACUCCCAGAGUACACCAAUCAACCUUCAGGUGGCCGGCAAAUUAACCAGUCAGGAUCCAGAGGUUGCAGCACGGGUUGUGUCUAAGAACGUUAUCGUAGUGCAGGCCAGCACCACCUCGGCUCAGCCUAUCAAAGUACCCCAGUUUGUCCCUCCUCCUAGACUGACGCCUCGACCCACCUUUCUGCCACAGGUGCGUCCAAAACCCGCUGCCCCCAACAAUGUGCCCAUUGCCCCAGCUCCUCCGCCACCCAUGAUGGCAGCUCCACAGCUGCUCCAGCGCCCAGUCAUGCUCACCACAAAGCUGACCUCAGCACUGCCAGCUUCAGCCGGCCCCAUUCAUCAGGUGCGCAUAGUCAACGGCCAAACAUGCCAGGCUGUCCCCAAAACCACCACAACCCCAACGGGAGCCACUACAGCCCAGGUGACGGGCAUUGUGAUCAGCGGCCCCAUGCAGACACUGCAGAUCAGCAGCUUAAGCACGGACAUAAAGACUGUGAAAUCUCAGGGGGGUCCAGAGCAGGUGCUUAUGAGCACUACUUCAUCGCCUCCUCCCCCUCCUCCUAAGGUGAAGCGAGAGGAGAGUCCACAGAAACUUGCCUUCAUGGUGUCUCUCGGGUUAGUGACACAUGACCAUCUAGAAGAGAUUCAGAGCAGAAGGCAGGAACGGAAAAGGAGAACAACAGCCAACCCUGUGUACAGUGGAGCAGUGUUUGAACCAGAGAGGAAAAAGAGUGCAGUCACCUAUCUGAACACUCCCCUCCAUCAAGGAACGAGAAAGAGAGGUCGCCCUCCCAAAUACAGCAGCAGUGCGGCGGGGCCGGAGCUGGGCUGCCACCCCCUGCUCUCCCCAUCCAGCAGUCACCCCGCCUCCCCAGCCGCCGAGCGGCCCGAAAUCGGGGGCAUCCCCCUCCCUGUCCACCCCCACUCUCUCCCUCAGCCCAGCCCCAGCUCCGGGGAUGGAGACAUCCAUGAGGACUUCUGCACUGUGUGCAGACGCAGUGGCCAGUUGCUUAUGUGCGACACAUGCUCACGUGUCUACCACCUUGACUGCCUGGACCCGCCCCUCAAAAACAUUCCCAAAGGCAUGUGGAUCUGUCCCAAAUGUCAAGACCAGAUACUGAAGAAAGAAGAGGCCAUUCCAUGGCCUGGCACCCUGGCAAUUGUACAUUCCUACAUUGCAUAUAAGGAAGCGAAAGAAGAAGAGAAGCAGAAGUUGAUGAAAUGGAGUGCUGAGCUCAAACUGGAGAGAGAGCAGCUGGAACAACGAGUCAAACAGCUCAGCAACUCUAUAACGAAAUGCAUGGAGACCAAGAACAGCAUCCUGGCCCGGCAGAAAGAAAUGCAGGCGUCGCUGGAGAAGGUGAAACACCUGGUGCGCCUCAUCCACAGCUUUAACCUGUCUCAGCCUAUGGAGGUGGAGGAGUCCCAGAAUGUCAGCAGUGAGACCAAGAGUGACAACAUCCAGGAGACCAAGGAGCCCAUUAUACACGCAUGUGCCAAUCCUUCCGGGCCUGAGCAGAACCCAGCUCAACUUGCAGUCGUUCAGGUUCCGGCUACUGGCACGGCACCGGACAUACAAGCUGAGCCUGAGGUGGGGGAAAUGGCCGAGUCAGCCACUGCCGUCACUCCAGAGGCUGAGCCAGGGGAAUCAGGAGCAACUGAGAACCUUAAGACAGCAGUCUGUGAUGAGACAGCCGUGGUGAAGGCAGUGGAGCCAAUGGAAGUGACGGAGGUCAAAGCGAACGGGGGCGUGGACUCUGAGAGCCCUGCUCUGAGCCAUGAGGAGGAGAAGCAGAGUCCUGUGAACACCACUGACUCUAAAAAUACAGUUCCCUCUGCUACCAACAGUAACACCGCAGAAGCAGUCAAGAUGGAAGUUGAGCAGCAAGAGGACUCGGACCACGGCAACAGCACCAACAACGGCAAAACCUCAGAACCCUCCCAGCAGCUUUCGCCAGCCCCUCUCAACAAUGUGGAAGUCUCUAAAUAAUGCCCAGGCUAGUACAGUUCUCCUUCUCCCAAACAUUUAAAACAACUUCUACUGCACCCUGCACUGGUGCACCAAGUUGCCAAUCUAUAUACAUAUAUAUAUAUAUAUAUAUAUAUAUAUUACAUAUAUAUAUACGCAAAUGUUUUUUAUUAUUUUCUUUUUUUCUGUGUACGGUGAGACUGUGUCAACAGUGCUUCUACAUCCAAGGUGAACUAGUUAAGGUUCUUAUCAACAAAUGCGCUCAAAAGAGUGGGUGUUGGGGGAGGGGGGCUUAUAUUACAGUGUCAUGCCAAUUAGUGGAUUAUUUAAAAAAAAAAUACUAAUAAUAAAAAAUAACAAAGAAUUAAGUGAGUAAUAAUGAAGGAAGAGGAUCAUUUAAUAUAUCACAUCACACCAGUGUGUGCCUGCAACAGUUGCCCUUGAAACUCAUGGGGAUUGUUUCUUAGGUUGUCUUAGUUUUAUUUUCUCUGGGAGGAGGGUGGCAGGUCACACAUGUCCAAAGACUGCAUGCUGUGCCAACCCCCCAUGAGUCUCCAGCCAGGCCUGAGAGGACCCAUCCAAAACCAAAAGCUUCUUUUAUUCUUAGCAGGACUACUUGCAACAGUAUUCGCCAGCGGCGGGAAGCACCGAGGCUUCUGAAGUCACGGGCAUUUGUUAGACUAAAUCAGGACCGAUUAGGACUGUAACAAUGCAUCUAUCCAUCCACCUUCACCCUGCAGCCUGGUUUUCACUUCAGAGUGUGCUGUAGAAGGUGAGUGAUAUGGUUCAAUCGAAGAUCCAUAUCCAGAAUGAGUACACCUCAGAUUAAACAUCAGGAGAGAGGCAGGCAGAUGAUUGGCUGAGGCAGGUCUCUGUAAAGGUAAGGGCUGGAGAGAAGAGAUACAACAGCAUCAGACAAGUAUGAAAGUGAUGUGGGUCUUUAUUGCACCCUUCUUGUAAAACAUUGGAGGCUCACUUUGUUAAUGAGAUAAGAAAAAAAGGUGUCCAUCUCUGAGGAGUAUUUUGUCUUUUUUUUUUUUUUUUAUAUAUAGGAAAAUGUAUUCAGGUCUUCCUAGUCUUCACAAAAAAGUGCUUUUCUGUUUCUUGAAACAGUAAUUUGUUAUUGAAGGUGUUAAAAUGGCAUCAUUUAUGCAAGUAUCUCUCUUUGUUACAAAGAGGGGGGCAUUGCAUAAUGAGUGUAUGUUUAUUUUUUUAUUAUUCUGAACUGCCAAAUGCUUUUUUUCUAAAUCCAGAAUAUAGAUACAUUAGCAUAUUUUAUGUAUAGUCUAGGAAACAACAAAAAUAUUGCAGCCUCCUUCCCCGACAUCAUCCUGUAUGUUAACCAUACAUAUAAACAACAAUAAUGUCUCACAAUUUGCUGUCUUAAACUUGAGGGUUUGAUGUUUGAGCCAAAUUUAGUAAUAAGACAAAGACAGAAAACCCUGAAUUUAAAGCACAAGCUUAUUGCAAAUAAGUAAAGUAAACGCACUAAACACUUCUUGAAAGACUUUGUUAGGUAUGGCAUAGCUAAAAGUGAAUUAACCUUCUGUUCUGUAUCAUUGUGCUUGCCAGCGUUUCUUCGGUUUGAAGAACGUGUAAUGAAGCUGUGAUGCUGAAUUACCUUGUAAGUGGAGGGAUCCUCUGUAAGGCUUUGUACCAAGUCAUCUUGAGCCUUUGUUAUUGCCAUUCUUAAGACCAAAAUAUCAGACCUAGAUUCGACCUGUUAGCUGCUCUGGAUUGAUCCCCUCAGUUUCUUUCUCUUACGAACAUUCUUAAAUUGUCCUGAGUUAACCUGCAUCUUAAUGGUACUGCACAGUUGGCACCUCAAACAUGUUUACAUCUUUCCUAAUUGACAUAUCUUCACCGAGUCUGUCCUGAGCUCUUCAUGUGAACUUUAUCUGUGUUGACAGACCAUAAGGCUAUUUUUGAACAAUAAAUAUCAGACA
Molecule: messenger RNA, 7280 nt
Organism: Colossoma macropomum (tambaqui)
Lineage: Eukaryota; Metazoa; Chordata; Actinopteri; Characiformes; Serrasalmidae
Gene: phf21ab
Product: PHD finger protein 21Ab
Exons: 17
Coding region: 2677-5355 (892 amino acids)
Biological process (GO): negative regulation of transcription by RNA polymerase II
Cellular component (GO): histone deacetylase complex
Molecular function (GO): chromatin binding
Source: RefSeq, a predicted model, not a curated record